Messenger RNA from Cinara cedri, 8122 nucleotides. The record is from the annotation of a GenBank genome assembly. NCBI's taxonomy places the organism in Eukaryota, Metazoa, Arthropoda, Insecta, Hemiptera, Aphididae.
AACGCAGGCACAUUCCUGUGUCCGCUCGAGAGUUUCGCCGAGUUAUACGUAAUUUCAUCUGAAAUAAUAUUAUCGAUUCAUUGUAUUACAAAGUCUACACCGUUGUUUUUUUUUUUUUAUAUAUAUUUUUUUAUUUUGAACAUAUUUUCGAUAAAUAAAGGUAAGACAACAUUCUGAUAUCAAUACUUUAUGCGUUACGUAGGGCACCUACAACAACGGACAACGUUCUGACGUAAACGCGCGCGACACAUUUCAAUCUAUGUGCACAACCAGUUAGGUGGGUACGUCACGUCCAAAUUUGUUCAAUGUACAGUGGAUAAGAAAAAAUGCCUUUUUUUUUCGUUAACACACUCUUUUAAAAUAUCAAAAAUGUUAUCAUAAUUGUUGGAAUCCAAUAAGCCGAAUGAAUGUGUAUCUUGCAGAGUAAGAACCGUUUAAAUAUUCUGGUUAAUAUCCAUUUCAUUGCGAUUGCAAUUUGCGGUAUUUUCUAUGUUCAUUUUCGCUGUACUACAUUCAUCACUCAACAAAAUUCCCCGUCAGCUCUAAUAAACCCCUACAAUAUCUUUUAACGCUCAAUCGAUCAUCUUCUCACAAAUAACUCCCAUGGGAGUAUUAUGCGUAACACAUCGGCGCACUACCUAUCGGCUCUUUUUUUUUUUUUUUUUUUCAAAUGAGGAAAUUUUCAAUCCUCUUGAAUAUCGUAUAAGAAAAUUCCAAAUUUUAAAAGUCACAGAACCGACUUGACGGACACGGAAAUUCGCCCGAUACCACCCAGACGUGUACAAUGUAUAAUGCCAUAUAAUACGAGUAGGUAUCACGGGUGCGAUCUGUUGGUGUUCGGCCGAAACACGGCAGCAAAACAAAAACCGUCUCCAUUACACUCUCGCGUGUAUGCACUUACUGAGAUUAUUGUAUUUAUGUAUAUAUUUUUGUUUGUAAUCGUGUGUAUGUAAGGGUACGGGUUACAUCGUACUAAUGUUUUUAAUUUACGGCAUUCAUGAUUUUGUUUUUACGUUGUAAUUCGGUUAAAAAAAAAAAAAUCAGAAUCUUACAAUUUUCUAAAUACUUAAAUCCACAGAGUAUCUACAGAAUUGAAAUGUCUAUAAAUAGCUCAAGUGAUUUAAAAAUUUGACCACGUACAUGAAAGGUAAAUAGGAAGUUUUCUGUUGAAAUUUCAUGUGUACGAAUAUUUUAAUCUGAAUCACUUGAAAAUAACAAAACUUAAAAUAUAAUAAAAAAAUUAUUUCCUUAAAUUUUCCCGUUAAUUCUACGUAAUUUUCGGUUUUAUAAUUUAGUUUAGCGUUUCCAUCAACUAAAUUGUAAUUUAUCAGUUUUCAUUAAAAUCGUAAACACUGAAUUUCAAUCAGGAACUUGAUAUUUUUUGAUUUGUUUAUUUUGAGUAUUUAAACCAGUCAGACCAUUUUGGCUAACCUAUCGUAGUGCCAGUAUCGUAACGAGCACGCGAUGCCGACUUCGACGACAGUCAUCGCAUUGACGGUGGCCGCGGCGAUGACCGCCGUCCGGACCGUCCACGGCCUCGACAACGGAUUGGCUCUGACGCCACCAAUGGGAUGGCUGGCUUGGCAGAGGUUCCGGUGUAUCACGGACUGCAAAACGUAUCCAGAUGAAUGCAUCAGGUACGAUUAUACAGAUGUCGAUUGCACAGGCGUGACUAGAGCCCAAAUAUCGGGUGUGCUUAAAUUGUGUAAUGCUCACUGACCCGCGGGGUCCAUACACACACCCUAAAAUACCUUUCCCCAAUCUAGUAAUAAUUAUAUUAUUAAUACACCUAAAUACACAGUAAACACACACACACACACACACGCGUGCGCUAAUGUUUUUAUUACAGCUCUUUCUAUGUUUAGUAUAGAAAGAUUGGUAAAUAGCGGUUGUUCCAUACUGGCCCUUAGCCAGUUUUUUAAACAUUACAUCGAUGUUGAGCGUUAAUAUCGUUGUGUAACCAUUUACCAUUCUGUUUAUAACGGUGGGUCUUACUGUUAUAGCAAAUUUGCGAGCAGCAAACGUUUUACACGUUGUUUGGCAACAGAGAAAUUCGGCGUGUCUUUAUUUUAGCUAAAUAGCGUUGUUGAUUAAGUAAAAUUUACUUUAAACUAACUAAAUCGGUGAUAUUGUAUUUCAACCGUACAGACGUUUUGAACGUGAACUAUGAAACAUUUUGAAUGGUUUUCGCUCGCGAACUUGUUCAUGGCUACAUCUUUUUGAUAACCAAGUGGUUUGUUUUCGAUGGAAAAGACACACGGACAUAGACGCCAGGUUUUGAAAAUGUCAACGGGGGCCGAAUUUACUACUUUUUAGCCUUAACUUUUGCCCUUCAAAAUAAUUUAAAUAUAUGGUUAAAGAGUAGACAGACGCAGGAAGGGGCGGAGUAUUUAUGUUCAAAUUUUUAACUGUCUCCUUUAACAUUUUGUUUGCAAUAAAUAACUAUGCGACAGGGGAACGCUCAACAUUUUUCAAUAAUAACGGUUCCCUCUCAGAUUUUUCGUCACUUAAAGUCCUAGUUUAAACUGGUUCAAAUGUGUAAAAUAUAUAUUUCGUUAUACUCGCAUAAAAUAACUGUUUUUUUUUCUGUCUAUUCAAUUUCCGUAGACGUCUGCAAGGCGUUGAAUUUGUUUGCAGCGUUAAGUUAUAAUUGCGACAACGUUGUGAAUAUUUAUUAAAAUUUCGAGCGACAUUGCAUAGUAUGUAUUUUAUUAUUUUUAGUGUAAGCGCUAAGAACUAAUUAACUAUUAUAAUUACGUAGAGUAUUGAUAUAAUACAGCAAAUUAAAUUAUAAUAAAAUAUAGUGAAUUUUCUUGUAAUAGAUUAUUUUAGAUCAAGCUAUGAAGUUUUUUUUUGAAAAAAAAAAAAAAAAUAAUAAUAUUUCAUAGACAUUUAUUAAAUAUUAAAUGUUUAAAACUUUCUUCAUCUUUUUGUGACCCUGAACAAUUGUCAAAACGUCGCUUACGUCCUUUCGCCUUUUAAGUUUCCAACUAUAAUAAUACCCCCAGACACCGGGUGUUAUAUCACAUUAAAUGUUCAUGUCCAUCUCCGCAGCGAAAAACUGUUCAUGACCGCGGCGGACCUGUUGGUCAGCGAAGGUUACGCAGACUUGGGAUAUAAAUACGUGAUCGUGGACGACUGUUGGCUGUCCGUGAAUAGAACGGCUGAUGGGAAGUUGCAAGCCGACCGCGACAGGUUCCCCAACGGCAUCAAAGCGCUGGCCGACUACGUAAGCGUUUUCAUUCACGUCAGGUCCAUUACUCUUAUUUAUUAUUUUAUACAUACGAGUAUAGGAUUUAGGGUCAAAACAAAUUUAAAAUAUGAAUUAGCUACCGAUUAUAAAGUAUUUAUAAAUGUUGUGCUUGCCCAAAUUACGCUUCGGGCACAUUGCACAGAACCUGUAGAAGGGUUUUUUCGAAGUCGGUUCUCGAGAGAUUUUCAAAAAAUAAAAAUUUCAUAUUAAUUUAGAACUCUAUAUUUUCGUAUUAUAUUUUAAACGUCCGUUAAAACGUGAUAUUUGAUCAUAUAUGAAUAACUAUACAUUUAUACAGGGUGUCCCACCCAGAAAACCAGAAUUAGCUUGGAAAAGUUCGAGACCCCGUGCGGUCGCUUUUGCGAGAACUAUAUAAGGUAUUUUUAUUAUUUUUUUUUUGCCUUUUCACUUUUUAAUACCAAGCGUAAGUAAAUAUUUACAAUACAAUUCUCUUUAAUUCACUAAUUUUAAUUUGUGUUUUCCUAAAUAAUCAUGUAGAAUAACUCUACCGGUAUGAUUUAUGAUAGCGACUAGACGCGGGGCCUCUAAAAGCGUGGGGCUUUGCGCGAGAGCAUAACUUGCACCGCCUUCAAGCCGGCCUUGGUCCCACCGUGUUCGACGGAUUUUUUUAGAGCUGUUAAUAUUCAAUUUUUAAACAUUUUUUUCAAUCGGAUUUUUUUUCCGGGGAGACAUAUGUUUAGAAAAAAAUUAAACCACCGAAUAAUCACUAGAAAAAAUAACUUCGGUUUUUUCAAUUUGUAAUAAAUGUUAUUCUAAAAAUUUGAAUUGAACAUAAAUACAUAUCCGAUUAAUAAUUUUUUUUUUUAGCAAUAACCAUUUUAAUUUCUAGAAAAAAAGGCGUGAACAAGUUGUAUUCAAUACAAUUAUCAUCACCUAACACGAUGGUGAAUCACAUUCAUAAUACAAAUAAUACAAAUAAUUGUCAACCGAUAAAAUUAUUUUUACUAUAAGCGGGUUUUUAUUUUAUUCAGUACCCAUAGUAAAAUAUUUAUUGUGUUAGAAAUUUAAAAUGAUAGCAAUUUAAACGCCUAUUACUAUGAGAAACUAUUGAUCGGUUAUGUCAGAACUUCACAAUUAUUAGAAUAAUAUCAUUUACAAAAUGGCUAUCUUGAAAAUUAUGUAAAGUGAAUAAAUACAAAGACGGAGAUACUUCGCAUGUGGGUACAGCUACUAAAGUAGAUGGGAAGUUGGGAAGGUACAGAAAGAAAUUGAAUGUAUAUCUGUAAGCAACGGUAAACCAUUCCUAACGAAAAAACGAUUCUGAGCGGAGUUCAGUUGAUAGUGCUGCUUUGUCAACAAUAUAUAAUACGUCAUAUUAUGGUAAAAUAAUUCCAUAUACAUUAAACAUUAUCUUGUUUUCUCAUUAAAGUAUUAUAAAGUUAUUUUUUUUAGUGAUAAGAUGAUGAAAAUAAAAAUAUAAUUUUUCUUGAAAUAUAUUUAUAUGCACCAUGUAAGAAAAUUUGAUUGAAAAAAAAAAAAUUAAGUACUAAUUGAGUUAUGAAAUUCUGUCGAACACGGUGGGAUUCCCUGUAUAGAGAAAUAUUGAAGGCUUCGGAUUUCACUCGACUUGUACCACAAUCUUUAAGACGUAUUGUUUAUCUAAUCUCGCAGGUGCAUUCGAAAGGGCUGAAAUUCGGACUUUACCAAGACUGGGGAGUGAAAACGUGCGCUGGGUUUCCGGGCGUGUUUGGCUACGAAGAGACGGAUGCCAAACAGUUUGCAGAGUGGGGAGUCGAUUACGUGAAACUUGACGGGUGUUAUUCGGACGUCAGAGACAUGGAUCUAGGUAACGGAGUUCAGUGUUUUAAUAACAUCAUGUGGCCAAUGCCAAAUGCCAAUGCCAAUGCCAAUGGACGUAAACGAUUCUUCGAAUAGUAGCAAAUAGUCUGGAAACGUUAAAAUUAAAAAAAAAAAUUCUGACGAUUGUUAUAUUACUUGAACAACUGAAUAACUGAACUUUUAGGGGAAAAUCCAGGUUUUUGCAUUCAUCCCUCCAUAUUUCUGCCGAUGGUCUGGACAAUAUUAUUAUCAUAGUUAACGCGGAACGAAUCGCGAAAUAUUUUAGUUAUUUAUCAAAAUAGGUAAACAUAUGUUUAAAACAAACUUUGUUAAAUAUUCAAAUACGUUUAAGUGGAAACGAAAUGGAAUAAUAGCGGGAUAAUAAGUGCAUUCUAAUAUUAUGUAUAAAUAUUUGAUAAAGUAAGGCAGAACGAGGAUGACUACCGAUAAAAAUAUUGGUAUAGAUGCCGGAAUUCACAGGUUCCCUAUAAUAUGAUAAGAUGUUUUCCGCGCUUUACAGGGUACAUCGGAUUCGGACAACACCUGAACAAAACCGGGAGGCCAAUGGUAUAUUCUUGUAGCUGGCCGGCGUAUCAAGAGGACAAGGGAAUGAGGGUAAAUAAUAAAACAAAUACCAUACACGCGAUACUGCAAUACUUCCCUAAAUUAUCACAUUAUAUGCUAAUGGUCUGCGUAUAGAGUUAAACUUACAGGUUAACUCUGUUAAACUGCAUUUUGAAUAAACGCCAAUAUUAUAUUGUUAUCGAAAUAAUCAGAUAUAAUAACAACUUUUGCCGAAUCGUUCAGUACAUAUGUUAUUUGUCCCAUAAACUGGUUUUGAAAUUUUUGGUCAUAAUUCAUCAUGGGUAUUUAUGCUCGCCAUCACGCAUCACUGUGUGAAGGCUGAUCUGGUUCGUGGCUAUUGUGUGACAGAUGUUUCUCUUAGAGCCGUUUAUAGAUUUAUGGAUUUAACUUGAAAAAGUAAAAAAAAAUUAAUGAGAACCUACAGCACUUUUCGUAAUGAUGGGACAAAUUAUUUACAAAUUGUGCACAGGAAGAUUAAUACCCUCUCACUAUUCAACUGUAGUGGGCCUACCCCGAAAGUACCCGUAUAGUUUUUUGAAUUGGUAAUAAUAACCAAGGUAAAUAUUAUAUCAAUGGCAUGUAGAUCAAUUACGCGGCUUUGGCGACGUUCUGCAACCUUUGGCGUAAUUACGGGGACAUUGACGACUCGUGGACCAGCGUAACGAACAUUGCCGAUUACUUCGCGACGAAACAAGAGUUUUGGGCACAGUACGCUGGACCGGGACACUGGAAUGAUCCGGACAUGGUUUGUAUUCUACACGCAGCGUUAGGGACCGAUAUAAACUAACCUAACCUUCCCCCUCCUCCGAUUUGUUGGCUAUUUUUCUUUGUGUCCAGCUUGUUAUCGGUAACUAUGGACUGACGGUCGACCAGAGUAAGUCACAGAUGGCUUUGUGGGCUGUGCUAGCCGCCCCGUUGUUCAUGUCCAACAAACUGAAUGCUAUCGGUCCGGAGUUCAAAGAGAUCUUACAGAACCGAGACGUGAUCGCAGUGAGCCAGGACGCUCUGGGUAUGCAGGGCUAUCGAGUGUUUAGAGUGCGUAUAUAUUAUACAUUACACGUUUUAAAUAUAAUUAUUUUGUUUAGAAAAUUACUAAUUUUCUAGACAAUUUUUUCGUUUUGAAAAUAGUACUGUAUUAAUUUAUUGCCGAACGUAGCCAAUUCUGAUUUCUCAGCUAAUUAUCGUGGCUGAUAGAUCCUUAAAAAAACUGCCAUGGUCAAAAUAUUUAUUAUUGUGUAACCAAGCUUGCUGUUCAGCUGUAGAGAUCGUAUUUAUUUUUUGAAAAUUCACAAUAUUGGAGGAGAGUGUGAUCUCUGUGUGGAAUAUUCGAUUUCGGUCGGGAAAGAAAAUUCUUUUCAAUAGCGAAAAUCGACCCUUAAACUGAAUGAAUAAAUACAAAUUAAUUUCGUAUUGAUAGAUAUGUUCACUCUGUAUACAAUUUUUACGCUCACACGAAAAUAAACCGAUUCCGUUUUAUCAGGACAGGGGUAUUGACAUUUGGACCAGACCAGUGGAACCGGUCCGUGGCGGAAGUUAUUCUUACGCUGUAGCUUUCGUCAGCCGCCGAGAGGACGGCGCACCUACGCCGUACACAAUAACCUUAGAACAUUUGGGUUUGAAGCACUACACCGGUUAUACGGUUAAGGUAACGAUUUCGAUAUUGCACCAUAAUGUUCUAGAUUUUUAACGUCCCAAAAGAAAACAAUUUUCCAAAAACUGUUAAGAGCUGCCUUUCGUUAAAAUUAGUAUACGUCAUAUAGUGUCUUGCAGAUUGUUCGAAUCGAUCACGUUUGGUCGUCGUCGUUGCAUGGGUUGCAGGGUAGGCAUAAUAUUAUUAUGUUAUUAAUUUUUCGAUUUUAUUGUUACAGAAUUUAUUCAAUAAGCAGCUUGUCAACGGCGCCGAAAACUAUUACGUUACGCCAAAGUCUGUAAUCAAAGUCCGGGUUAAUCCAUCUGGUAACACCACAAAAUAUUAUAUUGCAUUCAAAUUGAAAAUCUCUGCAUUAUUAAUUUAUCGUAUAAUAAUUGAAAUAUUUGUAAAUAUGCAGGUACAGUGUUUCUGCGAUUCGAUGUUAGCAUGAGCGUCGUCAACUCUGAAGACAAACUCUACAACGGCACGCUCAAAGAUUCAAUUGCAUUUAUAUAAUUUAUUUUAUUUGAGUAGAUAGGUGGAUUGUUAGUUCUUAAAUUUUAAACUAGGAAAUGAUAUACAAAUAUAAUGUGUGUAGAUACGAAUAAAAUACAUUAUAAAUUUAAAAUACUUACGCCCUACUUACUAUAUUUUAUUGAUAAUCGAUUGUAAAAUGAAGUCUAAUGUUGCGGGGAUAAAAUGAAAUGAAAUAAAAAGGUUGUAUCUAUGCAAAUUCUAUUUUAAAAUAAAUUAUCGCUUAAAAUGAUUGUUAUCGAAUUCCAUUUAGUAACAAUUCAACACAAUUAAUAAACGGGCGCAUACUAUGAGAUAUCACAGUUUUUUCUUUCUUGAGU